GGCGAGUGGUAUAAUAGAGUAGACUUAGCCUACUGAUACUGCACUGUAUAUCUGUCAAAGUGCAAGCAGCGGGGUGAGACACUGAAGAACUGGAAACAGAAAUGCUGCUGUCAAGCCGUAGACAUCUCACACUCUAAAUAGACAGCAGUUGAUGCAAACGUUUCAGUCUCAGUAGAUUGCAUAUUGUCGUACUUACCGUAGCUAAGAUUAAAUAUUUAGAUAAGGCACAGGAUUAAGGCGUUCAAUAAGCAUACGGUUAAACACGGCGAGAUACCACGACAUUUAAGCGCUUAUUUAACUUGCCUCAGUCGUACCCAAAAUGAAAUGGAACGUGUUGUCUUUGUUACAUAUUAUAACAUCAGUGACUUUUUUAACCAAGGCGCAACUGGAUGGAAGACGAUAUCUGACAGAAGGUUUUGGCCAAGUUGAAAGUUUUGAACAAGCUGUUCAGAGGAUUAAUAGUUUGAACAUCAAGUCAAAGCAGGAAUCUCUGCAACAGAUUCUGACGAAUUCUCUAGAUCACAAAGGCAUAGAUCUGGACACGAUGGCAGCGUUCUUGGGGCGCCUAAGUCAGCUUAAAGCGCUGGACGUCAACGUCUCGGAAACGUGCUUCAAUAGAACGGAACACUAUCUUGGUGGUCUGAUGACUAGGCAGAUCUGGGCCUUACGAAUGUUUGACGCUACAACCAAAUUACCGAGUGGAAUACUGGACGGGAAAAUGAUUUGGACUGGGUCCUUUGAUGAAUGCACAAAAGUGAAAGCUACUGUCCAGAUAAAAGUGAAUGGUACAGACAACACCACCCAUUUAGUCCCCACCGACCAGUUUGACGGACAGUACUGUAUGCCCACUGUCCCAGCCCCUAAAUCCAUGGCUGCUUAUGGUGUCAGCGGCAUAUAUGUUGGAAUCUGUGUACCUGCUGGAUGCAGCGAAGAAGAUGUCAAGGGUCUGGUUAACACAUUUUUGGCAGUUCUUGGGGUGAAAGAAGGUGGAGUUUCAAAUGUCAAUUGUGCACAAGUUGACAAAACGUGGACUUCAGAUGCCAUUGCUGUCGUGUGCGUAACUGGGGCUUUUGUACUCCUGGUUGCCAUAGCAACUAUUUAUGACGUGGUCAUCCAGCAUAAGGAAUCCCCGGAACCCACCGUGAUAUCAGUUCCUUACGGUGGGCAGAAUAUAACAGCCAAUGGCAGCGUAGGUGACCAUUCACUGCGGGUGGAUGAUUACACACAGUUGGUCAAUAAUACAGCCAAUCCUUACGUGAAGAAAGUAAAUCAAGCAGGAACACUUAGCAAGGUUAUCCUAGCGUUUUCCGUGUACACGAACGGUGCCAAAGUUCUGAACACCAAGCAAGGCAGUGGCGCUCUCACUUGUGUCAACGGAAUACGGUUUCUGAGUCUCUCCUGGGUUAUUUGGGGACACUCGUACGCUUUUUGUUUUACAUUCGUAGGAAACAUAGGACCUAUUUUUGAAGAAUACAAGAACAGUUGGACUAUGCAGCCACUGUGGUCUGGAACUUUUUCUGUAGAUACGUUUUUUGUUAUGAGCGGUCUUCUUGUCACAUAUCUAACACUGAGAGAGAUGAAGAAGGGGAGUGGUAGAUUCAGGGUCAACUGGGGACUAUAUUAUUUCCACAGAUUCUGGAGAUUGACUCCUCCGUAUAUGUUAGUAAUGAUGGUGUAUGUUCCCACUUUCUAUCUCUGGGGGAAUGGCCCAGGGUGGCCAAAAGGUGGAAUUGAUCCCAACUGUAAGAACUACUGGUGGGCAAAUAUCUUGUACAUCAACAAUUUACUUGAUAUGUCGAAAAUGUGCAUGGGUUGGUCCUGGUAUCUAGCCAAUGACAUGCAGUUCUUUGUUAUCAGUCCUCUAAUUCUGUUUCCUCUGUUUUGGAAAGAGCUGAUAGGUCUAGUCAUCCUACUGAUACUUCUUCUAGGGAGUUUUAUUGCGACAGGUGUGCUAGCCAAUGUGAACCACCUUGAGCCGUCUAGCCAGUAUAGUCAGCAAUCGCAGGAAUACAUGGAGAUACUAUACAUGAAGCCCUGGACGAGGAUAGGACCUUAUCUUGUCGGGAUGGUCGCGGGAUAUAUAUUAUACGUCACGGAGUGUAAACCUAAACUAAACUGGGUGACAGCAUUAUUGGGAUGGGCAGUGGCUACAGCAGCAGGUCUGGCAGUGGUGUACGGUCUACAUGACGUGUAUCAGGGCCAUCCACUGAGUAACGACGUUAGUGCUUUAUAUAUCACUGUCUCAAGAACGGUGUGGGGUGCCUGUGUAGCCUGGGUGAUAUAUGCCUGCUGUACUGGAUAUGGAGGUUUUGUCAACACGUUGAUGUCAUGGGGUGCUUUUGUCCCCCUGGGUCGUCUGACGUACUGUGCGUAUCUCGUCCAUCCGGUAAUCAUGUACUUCGUGUAUAUGUCUAGGAGAACGCUAAUCUACGCGACAGACGUAUCCAUGACGUACUUCUUCUUCGGCCACUUGGUAGCAGCCUAUGGCUGUGCAUUUGUGGUAUCUAUGAUGUUUGAGGCUCCGAUGAUGGGACUGGAGAAGGCUAUAUUAAACAGAGACAAAUCAGCUUAGGGAAAAUUGGGAGUUAUUAUUAAUAUAAGUAGUGAUGCCAAAUUGCAUUUCAGUAAAACGUCGUGAACUUUUUUUCCAUCAGAGACAUAUCAGUCUUUUUAUAAAGGUCCUUACAAAGAAACUUUCUUAAGUGUAUAUCAAUAUGUUAUUAUCAAACUAUCAAUUAACAGAUGUUUGGCUAAUUCAGUGUGGAUGCAUAGCACAAGAAAACACAAAUUAGAACAAAUGGUUGGAGCGCAAUACAAUGCAUAUAAUAAGACCACAUGAACAAGUGGUUAUACGGGUCAUCUAGACGGCACGAGCACCAUGAUUAUCUAUCAAAAUACUUUUUUGGUACACACAGGCAAGAGAAAUGGAAUAUGAGUUACAACAUUCAGUGGAAUUAAUCGACUGGUUUAAUUUGAAACAAAGCCAUUUUUUAUAAAGUGAAAACAAUUACAACAAUAACAAUGAUAUAUUUAUAACAAUUAA
Lingula anatina is the source of this 3043-nucleotide messenger RNA. Its product is annotated as nose resistant to fluoxetine protein 6. NCBI's taxonomy places the organism in Eukaryota, Metazoa, Brachiopoda, Lingulata, Lingulida, Lingulidae. Gene Ontology annotation, molecular function: acyltransferase activity, transferring groups other than amino-acyl groups. The record is from RefSeq and is a predicted model, not a curated record.